Lecanosticta acicola is the source of this 1469-nucleotide messenger RNA. The record is from the annotation of a GenBank genome assembly. NCBI's taxonomy places the organism in Eukaryota, Fungi, Ascomycota, Dothideomycetes, Mycosphaerellales, Mycosphaerellaceae.
AUGUCCCUUGCAAACGACUCUCCCGAGCAAGCGGCUCGCGCGGCCAAGAUCUCCUCGAGAACAUUAGCAACACUCUCCGUGGAGUCGCGAAAUCAGGCCCUGGACGCCAUCUACGACGCUCUAUCACGCUCGAGAGAGCAGAUUCUGGCGGCCAAUGUCGUGGAUCUGGACAAGGCCAAGCAGGCUACUAGCAAUGGCGAGCUGAACCCGAGCAUCUACAAGCGUCUGGAUCUCUCACGCCCGGGGAAAUUCGAUGACAUGCUGCAAGGGAUUCGGGAUGUGAAGGCUUUGCCAGAUCCGAGUACGUUUUACCCCUUGCCUUGCCCAGCAUGUUUGCUCUCGGCUCCCAGUGUGCUUGUUUGUCGAGAUUCCGUUCGGUUCUAAACCGCUAACUCUCGCCAGUCGGCCGAGUCGACCUCCAGACAGAACUCGACGACGGCCUGAUCCUCCAACGCCAAACUUGCCCCAUCGGCGUCCUGCUCAUCAUCUUCGAAGCGAGACCCGAGGUCAUCGCCAACAUAGCCUCCCUCGCCAUCAAAUCCGCAAACGCAGCCAUUCUCAAAGGCGGCAAGGAAUCCACGGAAUCGUUCAAAAUCAUCGCGUCCAUCAUUUCCAACGCUCUGGAGGCGACUUCCGUUCCGAACGAUUCGAUACAGCUCGUGACGACCCGGGAUGCCGUGGAUCCGCUGCUGGAGCUGGGGCAGUACAUCGACCUGGUGAUCCCGCGGGGCUCGAAUGACCUGGUACGAUAUUGUCAACGGAAAGCACACAUGCCUGUCCUGGGGCACGCGGAUGGAUUAUGUAGUCUCUACAUCCACCCAGACGCAGACCCCCAAAUGUCCAUCGACGUCGUGGUCGAUUCCAAGACGGAUUAUCCAGCGGCGUGCAAUGCCCUGGAAACUCUCCUGGUACACGAAGAAGCCCUCGCCGCGAUCCUUCCAGGCGUCGCGAAAGCUCUCAUCGCCAAGGGCGUGACCCUCCGAUGCGAUUCCAAAUCCAAAGCUGCGCUCUCCACGGCUCUGGACCAGGAUGGAGCCGCUUCUUCCGUCCAAGACGCGACAGACGCAGACUGGGACACGGAAUUCCUGGACCUCGUCUUGGCAAUCCGCACCGUCCCCUCUCUCGCGGCCGCGGUGGAACACAUCAACACUCACGGCUCCCACCAUACCGAUGCCAUCCUUACAGCGUCCAAAGCGGCGGCGGACCAGUUCCUCAACAGCGUGGACGCGGCAUGUAAAUUCUGGAACGCAUCGACGCGCUUCUGUGAUGGCAUGCGGUUUGGAUUUGGGACGGAGGUGGGCAUCAGUACGAACAAGGUGCAUGCCAGGGGGCCUGUUGGGUUGGAAGGAUUGACGAUUCAUGAAUAUAGGAUCCAUGGACAAGGACAGGUUGCGGCGAGCUAUGGGAGUGGGAGCGGAAAGCGGAAGUACAAGCACGCGAAAUUGCCGGUUGUUGAGAAUGGAGUAUAG